Messenger RNA from Triplophysa dalaica, 1433 nucleotides. RefSeq names its product C-X-C motif chemokine 10-like. The transcript is spliced from 4 exons. NCBI's taxonomy places the organism in Eukaryota, Metazoa, Chordata, Actinopteri, Cypriniformes, Nemacheilidae. Gene Ontology annotation, biological process: chemokine-mediated signaling pathway; inflammatory response; antimicrobial humoral immune response mediated by antimicrobial peptide. Gene Ontology annotation, cellular component: extracellular region. Bases 64 to 387 code for a protein of 107 amino acids. The record is from RefSeq and is a predicted model, not a curated record. Gene Ontology annotation, molecular function: chemokine activity; CXCR chemokine receptor binding.
GUGGAUGAGUGAGCUACUUGAUACGAAAGACACUAGCAUUACCCUGCAUAAAAUUGCAUCAAUAUGAAAACAUUCACUGUAGUAGCCCUGACUUUCCUGAUCUGCAUGAUAGUGUUCUGUACAAAAGAAGGUAGACCACAACUUCGAUGCCAGUGUAUUAGAACAUAUUCAGGAAAUCCCAUUUCUAUCAAAAGAGUAGAUUCAAUAAAGAUAUUUCCUGCUGGUCCGCAUUGCAAUAAUGAGGAGAUCAUAGCCACAAUGAAGAAAAAACAUAGCACAACCUGUCUGAAUCCCAGUGAUGCCUGGGUGAAAUCUCUCAUUGAAGAAUGGAACACGAAAACAAACACUAUAAAGGCAGCAAGAAUCGAAAAACAUCUUGCUUACUAAAGAACACAAAGAGGACUCUGACUAGAAGUACAGCUGAUGUUUGUUUGAAGGAAUUUAUUGUGUUUAUUUGACACCAUAACAGUACAAAUGUUUAGGGUCACUUAUUCAUCCCUCUUAUUCAUCUAUAUAUCUUGGUUUUGUAUUUAAAGAAAUGUAUUUAUUGGCAGAAUUCUAUUUGUCUCUACAUGACUAAUUUCAAACUUUCAGACCUGUUCCUUUCGAUCAAAAUGUUUUAUAGCACCAUAAAACAUUUAAGUCAACUGACCCUAAACAUUUGAUAUGUUUGUUUGAGAUUUUCAUUUUAUUUAUUUGUAAUGUAGGUUGAUAACUAAAAUGUAUAUAUAAUAUUAUUUUGCUCUCAAAUGUUUAACAAAAUAAAAUGUGAUUUUCAUUAAUGAACGAGGCGCUUUAUUGUGUAUUGCUGUUUACUUAAAGUGCUUUACAAUCAUAUGAGGGGGGUCUCUCCUCAACCAACCACCACCAGUGUGCAGCAUCCACUUGGAAGAUGUGACGGCAGCCACAGUACAAAUGCGCCAGUGUUCUCACCACAAACCAGCUGUACGUGGAGAGGAGAGAGAUAUAGAGCCAAUUCAGAGGGUGGGAAUUAUUAGGAGGCCAUGAUUGACAAGGGCCAGUAGAGGGAAUCUGGCCAGGACACUGGGGUUACACCCCUACUCUUUACGAGAUGUGCCAUGGGAUCUUUAAUGACCACAGGGAGUCAAGACCUCAGUUUAAUGUCUCAUCCAGGGACGGUGCUUUUAAAGUAUUGUGUCACCAUCACUAUACUGGGGCAUUAAGACACAUACAGACCACAGGGUGAGCACCCCCUGCUUUAUUAAUGUGAAUCUAUCUUAUAUGGAAUUCGAAGAGAGCAGUUUACCUCUCUAUCAUUUUUGUAUUUAAUUUUAUACAUAAUACAUUUAAAGUCUGUUUUACUUGUCAUAUUUUGGCGAUUGUAUCUCUGUGUAAAAUUGCGCAAUAUAUAGUAGAUUGUUGUAAAUAUGAAUCUGUUUAAAUAAUAAAAAAAAACAACUACAAUACAAAUA